This is a messenger RNA of Labeo rohita (rohu), 11284 nucleotides long. RefSeq names its product myosin, heavy chain 14, non-muscle (gene myh14). NCBI's taxonomy places the organism in Eukaryota, Metazoa, Chordata, Actinopteri, Cypriniformes, Cyprinidae. Gene Ontology annotation, cellular component: myosin complex. Gene Ontology annotation, molecular function: protein binding; ATP binding; cytoskeletal motor activity. The record is from RefSeq and is a predicted model, not a curated record. The coding region runs from base 443 to 6370 and encodes 1975 amino acids. The transcript is spliced from 45 exons.
UUACUGUCUAUUUUAUUCUCAGUGUGAAUGAGUUUGCGGCUUCACGGGAGCGCUGUAAUGUAAAAAACCGCAUUUGCACUAUUAGGACUCUCACACUGAAAAGAAAAACACGAGGGCACGUUUCUUUUCCCUUCACAUCUCUAGUCAUAUCCUGAGAGUGGAUUAACACAUUUAAGUGCUACAACCAUGUCCAGGCCAGCGGGGGGGCAGUGUUAAUGAUGUCACCCGCUUCCUGUCCACGGGGGCGGGGCCUGCAUCACCAACUUCAGUGUUCUCCGCCUCCAGCCAAGCCGAUUGGGCGGCUAAAAGACUCGUAUGGGUGCCUUCAGAGAAACAUGGGUUUGAGUCUGCAAGCGUACGCGAGGAGCGGGGUGACGAGGUGGAGUUGGAGCUUACAGACAGUGGGAAGAAGCUGACGCUUUCGAGGGAGGAGCUCCAGCGGAUGAACCCACCCCGAUUCAGUAAAGUCGAAGACAUGGCCGAUCUCACAUGCCUCAAUGAGGCCUCUGUCUUACACAAUCUACGAGAGAGAUACUAUUCAGGACUCAUAUAUACAUACUCCGGCCUGUUUUGUGUGGUGAUCAACCCCUAUAAGAACCUGCCCAUCUAUACAGAAUCCAUCAUAGAGAUGUAUCGUGGGAAGAAACGGCAUGAGAUGCCUCCACAUAUCUACGCCAUAUCGGAGGCGGCCUACAGGAGCAUGCUGCAAGACAGAGAAGAUCAGUCCAUCCUGUGCACAGGGGAAUCUGGUGCGGGAAAGACGGAGAACACAAAAAAAGUGAUUCAGUAUCUGGCACAUGUGGCGUCCUCACACAAGUCUGGCACCUUGGGUCGUCCCAAAGACAGCGCCCUACAGAUGGAUGGUACGCGCUCUCUGGGUCGGGGCAGUAGCGCUGUGAACAGGACUGUGCAGUAUGGGGAACUGGAGAGACAGUUACUGCAAGCAAACCCCAUUCUUGAGGCCUUCGGCAAUGCCAAAACGGUCAAAAAUGACAACUCUUCCAGAUUUGGCAAAUUCAUCAGGAUUAAUUUUGAUGUUGCUGGAUAUAUUGUUGGUGCUAAUAUUGAGACCUAUCUGCUGGAGAAGUCUCGAGCCAUUCGUCAGGCUAAAGAUGAACGAACCUUCCAUAUCUUCUACCAGCUCCUCUCUGGAGCUUCUGAGGCCGUGAGAAAGGAGCUUCUGCUGGGCAGUGCGGAUCAGUACCGCUUCCUCUGCGGGGGUUCACUUCCUGUUCCGGGUCAGAGUGAUUCAGAAAACUUCACUCAGACAAUGGACUCAAUGGCUAUCAUGGGCUUCACACAGGAAGAAUCCACAUCUAUGUUAAAGGUGAUCUCUGCAGUGCUGCAGUUUGGGAACAUCACGUUUAACAAAGAGAAAAACACAGAUCAGGCCUCAAUGCCGGAUGACACAGCAGCGCAGAAACUCUGCCACCUGCUGGGCAUCAGCGUAGUGGAGUUUAGCCGAGCCAUCCUCACUCCCCGCAUCAAAGUGGGCCGCGAGUACGUCCAGAAGGCCCAGACCAAGCAGCAGGCUGAUUUCGCAGUGGAGGCUUUGGCGAAGGCCACAUAUGAGCGUCUGUUCCGCUGGCUGGUGCACCGGAUCAACAGAGCUCUGGACCGCAGACAGCGUCAGGGAGCCUCGUUCAUCGGGAUUCUGGACAUUGCUGGGUUUGAGAUUUUCCAGCUGAACUCAUUCGAGCAGUUAUGCAUCAACUACACUAAUGAGAAACUACAGCAGCUGUUCAAUCACACUAUGUUUGUACUGGAGCAAGAGGAGUAUCAGCGAGAGGGCAUCGAGUGGAAUUUCAUCGACUUCGGUCUGGAUCUUCAGCCCUGUAUUGACCUCAUUGAGAGACCGGCUCAUCCUCCUGGCGUCCUGGCAUUGUUAGAUGAGGAGUGUUGGUUUCCAAGGGCGACUGAUCGCUCUUUUAUAGACAAGUUGUCAGCUGAGCAGGGUUCACACCCAAAGUUCAUGCGGCCACGGCAGCUUAAAGAAGAGGCCGACUUCUCCAUUAUACACUAUGCUGGCAAGGUGGACUAUAAGGCAGAUGAAUGGCUGGUAAAGAACAUGGAUCCGUUGAAUGAUAAUGUUGCAUCUCUCCUGCAUCAGUCAUCUGACCCCUUCAUCUCUGAGCUCUGGAGGGAGGAUAUUCAAACGCUUCCUCGCGUGUACUUUUUUGACUCUUACGCCACACUGCAAACCAAUGGCACUGAAAGCAUGGAGAGGAUUGUGGGUCUGGAUCAGGUUUCAUCUGGUGAGAGCAGUGGACCCGUCAGUUUUGGGGCCGCUGGGCUAAAGACAAAGAAGGGCAUGUUUCGCACAGUGGGACAACUCUACAAAGAGUCCCUCACUAAACUGAUGGCUACCCUCCGCAACACCAACCCCAACUUCCUGCGCUGCAUUAUCCCUAACCAUGAGAAAAGGGCAGGAAAGUUGAGUCCUCAUUUGGUUCUGGAUCAGCUGAGGUGUAAUGGGGUGCUGGAGGGAAUCAGGAUCUGCAGACAGGGCUUCCCGAACCGCAUCCCAUUCCAGGAGUUCAGACAGAGGUAUGAGAUCUUGACUCCAAAUGCUAUUCCUCGAACCUUUAUGGAUGGCAAACAGGCGUCUGAGCUAAUGAUCAGUGCUUUGGAGCUGGACAAGAAUCUUUUCCGGGUGGGACAGAGUAAGGUUUUCUUCCGGGCUGGAGUUUUGGCUCACCUAGAGGAAGAACGAGACUUGAAGAUCACAGACACCAUCAUCCGCUUCCAGAGUGUGGCCCGUGGAUACCUUGCCAGGAGGGCGUUCCAUAAGAAGCAGCAGCAGCUCAGUGCCCUGCGUGUGAUGCAGAGGAACUGUGCAGCGUACCUGAAGCUCAGAAACUGGCAGUGGUGGAGACUCUUCACAAAGGUGAAGCCCUUGCUGCAGGUGACCCGCCAGGAUGAAGAGAUUCAAGCUCGGGAAGCACAGCUUCAGAAAGCCAAAGACAAGCUGAGUAAACUAGAGCUUGAUUUUUCUGAACUGGACAGAAAAAACCAACAGCUAAUGGAGGAGAAGUCGGUGCUGACUGACCAGCUGCAGGCGGAGGCGGAGUUAUUCGCAGAGGCGGAGGAAAUGAGAGCACGGCUGGCCAAUCGCAAACAGGAGCUGGAAGAUGUGUUGGGAGAGCUCGAGAGCCGAUUGGAGGAGGAAGAGGAGAGGACCCUUCAGCUGACCAAUGAAAAGAAGCGAAUGCAGCAACAUGUGCAGGAUCUGGAGGAACAGCUAGAAGAGGAAGAGGGGACACGUCAGCGCCUCCAGCUGGAGAAAGUCACCCUGGAAAGCAAAGUGAAGAGUCUGGAGGCCGAGACGUUGAAUGUGGGAGAGCAGAGAGACAGAUUAAGCAAGGAGAAAAAACAGAUAGAAGAGAGACUCAAUGAAGUGACAGAUCAACUCACAGAGGAAGAGGAGAAGGUGAAGAGUCUUAACAAGCUGAAAAACAAACAGGAAGCUGUCAUCGCUGAUUUAGAAGAGCGCCUGAAGAGGGAAGAGCAGGGCCGUCUGGAACAGGAGAAGUGGAAGAGGCGAAUGGAAGGAGAGGCGGUGGAGGCCCAAGAGCAGCUGUCUGACCUGAGCUUACUAGUCACAGAGCUGAGAGGCAGCCUGAGCCAAAGAGAGAAAGAGAUCACCACACUACAGACACGGCUGGAAGAAGAGGGGGCACGGCGUACAGAGGCUCAGAGAGCCCUGAGAGAGGCCACGUCUCAGGUCUCUGAGCUUAAAGAGGAGGUGGAGAAUGAAAGAGGGAUGAGGGAGAGAGCUGAGAAACAGAGGAGAGAUCUGGGAGAGGAGUUAGAGGCUUUGAGGACUGAACUAGAAGAUACACUGGACACUACAGCUGCUCAGCAAGAGCUCAGGUCUCGUCGUGAGGCUGAAUUAGGAGAGCUUCAGAGAUGUUUAGAGGAUGAGACCCGUCGUCAUGAAGCCCAGCUGUCAGAGCUCCGCAUCAAGCACACCGCCGCUAUAGACUCCCUACAGGAGCAGCUGGACAACGCCAAGAGAUCCCGUCAGUCUCUGGAGAAGGCGAAGGUCGUUCUGGAGGAGGAACGUGUGAACCUGAGUGCUGAGCUGAAGACUUUACAGGGAGGCAAGAUGGAGAGCGAGAGGGGCAGAAAGCGAGCAGAGGGACAGUUGCAGGAACUCAACGCACGCCUCGCACAGGCUGAGAGAGAAAGAGAAGAGCGAGAGGAGCGACUCAGUAAACUCCAGUCGGAGCUCGAAUCUCUGUCCAGUUCCCUAUCCUCAUCUGAUUCCAAAUCUCACCGCUUAAGUAAGGAGGUCAGCAGUCUGGAGAGCCAACUACAUGAUGUGCAGGAGCUGCUGCAGGAAGAGACACGGCAGAAGUUGGCGCUGGGUUCACGUGUACGUGCUCUAGAGGAAGAGAAAGCUGGAUUGAUGGAGAGACUAGAGGAGGAGGAAGAGAAGACCAGAGAACUUACACGCCAGAUUCAGAACCAUACACAACAGCUGUCUGAUCUGAAGAGGCAGACAGAGGAAGUGAAUUCAGCGGUGGAGGCCGGGGAGGAGGCCAGGAGGAAGAUGCAGAGAGAGCUGGAGAAUGCCGUGCAGAGAGAGAGGGCCAAAGAGGAAGAGAAAGAACGCAUAGAGAGACAGAAAGAACGGCUGAGAGAAGAAAUAGAGGACAUGACCAUUGCUCUACAGAGAGAGAGACAGAACUGCACUGCUCUGGAGAAACGACAGAAGAAAUUUGAUCAGUGUUUGGCAGAAGAGAAAGCAGUUAGUGCUCGGCUGCUAGAGGAACGGGAUCGCGCAGAAGCAGAGAGUCGAGAGAAGGAGACGCGCUUCCUGUCUCUCUCUAGAGCACUGCAGGAAGCAACAGAGCAGAGAGAUGAACUGGAGAGAACCAAUAAGCAGCUCCGCCUGGAGAUGGAGCAGCUUGUGAAUGCCCAAGAUGACGUGGGCAAAAAUGUUCAUGAGCUAGAGCGAUCUCGACGGGCUUUGGAAACAGAAGCCCAGUCUCUGAAAGAGCAGACCCAGGAGCUGGAGGAUGAGCUGGCAGAAGCGGAAAAUGCUCGCCUCAGACUUGAGGUCACCCUUCAGGCUCUUAGAGCUCAGUUUGAGAGAGAGAUCAGCACUAAGGAGGAGAAAGGAGAAGAAAAGAGGAGAGCACUCAACAAACAGGUGCGAGAACUUGAAACAAUGCUUGAGGAAGAGAAGACUCAAAGAGCUCAGGCUUUGACUGUUAAGAAACAACUGGAAACUGAGCUGCAGGAAGCAGAGGCUCAGGUGGAAGCAGCCAAUCGGGGCAGAGAGGAAGCACUCAGACAGAUGAAACGUCUCCAGACUCAGAUGAAGGAGCUUAUUCGUGAGCUUGAUGAGACCAAGUUAGCUCGAGAUGAGAUUGUCGCCCAAUCAAAGGACAGCGAGAAACGGCUACAGACGUUGGAAGCAGAGCUAUUACAGCUGACAGAGGAGUUGUCUGUUUCUGAGAGGCAGCGGAGACAGGCCCAACAGGAGAGAGAUGAACUGGCAGAUGAAGUCGUCAGCAGUACAACUGGAAAAUCUGCACUGUUGGAAGAAAAGCGGCGUCUUGAGGCCAGAAUCACUCAGCUGGAGGAAGAGUUAGAGGAGGAGCAAAGUAAUGCUGAACUAUUAGCCGAAAGGCAGAGGAAGAGCACCUUACAGGUUGAGACACUUACAGUCCAGUUAUCUGGAGAGAGGACGCUGGCGCAGAAGAGCGAGAGUGCACGAGAGACUCUGGAGAGGCAGAAUAAAGAGUUGAAGACUCGUCUCAGUGAGAUGGAGGGGACCGUGAAGGGGAAACAUCGCCUCAGUGUCGCCGCCCUGGAAGCCAAGAUAGAAUCUAUGGAGGAACAACUGGAGCAGGAGAGACAGGAGCGAGCCGUAGCCAAUAAGCUGGUGAGGAAAACAGAGAAGAAACUGAAAGAAGUUCUGAUACAGGUGGAAGAUGAAAGGAGACAUGCAGAUCAGUAUAGAGAACAGUUGGAUAAGUCUAUGGGGCGUCUCCGUCAGCUGAAGAGGCAGUUAGAGGAGGUGGAGGAAGAGAACUCUCGCUCCAACGCUCAGCGCAGGAAACUACAGCGAGAGCUGGAGGAAAUGGGCGACAGCAUGCAGAGCAUGAACCGCGAGCUCAACACUCUCCGCUCCCAACUCAGCCUCCCAGAACGGCAGAAGUCAGAACAGCGAGCUCCGCUCCCUAUCUCCAUGCGUGCUGGUCGCAGGGCUCUGGUGGAUGACCUAUCUCAGGAGAACUCUGAUUCUGAGGAUCCAGGUGCUUCUCCCACCCCGUCCAGCGGCCCACCGGGUACCCCCACACCCUCAGACAACGCCCUGGGCCCCCCUCCUCCCUACAGCCUUACUGAUGCUGAAUAAGAAGGGGUGUGAUAAAUGGACAGUUUUACUGGUUUAACUCCCAUGGCUUUUGCAAUCGUACACAUAACAGAACAUCCGUGCAGUCACACAUAACUUGAAACUAGUUAAUGUGAUUUAUUGAUUUUAAAUGAACAGAUUAGCAUGCAAGAUGAAGAAAGUUGGAUGCAGUACUCUUAUAGUACUAUUUAAACCAAGCAAGCAAGCAGUGAGUAAAGACUGCAUUUUUUAAGAUGGGGAGAAAUGAAAACUAUAUUUCCCAGCAUUCCUUGGGAAAUACAAAUACUGUAUUUUGGUGCAGUAUAUCAGGCUUGUUGUGGCAAAAUUAUGAUGGCCAUCUCAAGCUCUCUCUCUCAAUCAAACAAAAGCCAUGUGUUUAGGAGAAAUUUGCAUGUUGAUGGCAAUCGAAGGCCAUCGGGUAUCGCACAGAUGAUCCACGAUCAGGCUAAAAUGUAUCAUCUGUGCUUGCACAAGCCAUCAAACCCUCAAAGCACUGAGAAACUUUCUCUCUCUCACUCCUAAAAUAAUGUAAUGUUUUACGAAAUUGGGAAUUGAACAGGUACAAGGAUGUCUCUUUGGUAUUUUAGAUUAUCUGUGUUAAAAUUUUAAAAGUAAUAGCUCUACUUCAGAUAAAUAGACAGUGAUGCUUUUUUUAAACAUAAUUAGGCAGAGAUGAUAAUUAUGGAAGCCCAUUUCCACCCCAGUAAAGAAAAAAAAAAGGUAACUGCAAUUCUGAUUCUCUCGCAGUUGCGAUUUUCUUUCUCAGUAUUGUGAGUAUACCUCGCAAUUGGAAGUUUGUUUCUUUCAAUUGCAACUUUAUAACUCACAAUGUGGCUUUAUAUCUCAAAAUCUAUUUCUGCUAAUUGUGACUUUAUACCUCACAGUGUAACUUUAUGGGCCCUAUUUUAACUAUCUAAACGCAUGGUCUGAAGCGCACGGCGCAGUUGCACCUAGGGUGUGUCCAAUUCCACCGAAAAAAACGGUGCGCAUGGUCCAAAACGGUUGUUAAUGAGUCAUAGGUGUGUUUUUGGGCAUAACAUGCAUUAAACCAAUCAGAGUCACAUGUCCCAUUCCCUUUAAGAGCCAUUUGCGCUCACACCAUGUCGGAUUCGCUAUUUACACGGCGGAAUUUGUGAGAACAAAGACUGAACACUUCUCCAGAGAGCAGGGCCGGCACCAAGAGGGGGGCAUUCACAGGCGGACCCCCCUCAAAUGAGUUACUGUGCACGCCCUUUCCAUCCUUCCCCUCCUUGCUGAACGUGAUCGUUUUCGAAAGCGAAAGUGAAACCAAAAAAACAGCUCGCAUAAGAAAGCGAUUGACUCUCCAUUAUGACAUAUAGCCAUUUUUAUAUUUAUGUACACAAUAAUAAUCUUUUACAUUGUAAUCCUUUCAUUUUUAAUAUUUGGCAUGUUUGUGUGCUGCUGCGCAUCCCUGCGUGUGUAAUAAACAGAAUGUAUGUGCAUUGUGCACCUGCCUAUAGGCGCAUAUUACUAACACAAUCUUUAAAUAACAAAAAUUGCAUCAUUGACUUUAGUCCAGGUUUCAGUUGGUCAAUGCCGCAGUCUAUUUCAGCUGCCUUAAAAUAGCAACACGUCAACCAUGCGCCUGAACACACCCAUGGGAGCACAAAUGGGCGCAAAUGCAUUUGCUAUUUAAGCAACGUGGCGCAGGAUAUAAAAAUGAUAACUGCGUCAGGCUGAAACUAGCAAUGUACAAACACCGCAUUGCACCAGGUGCAUGAUAGUGCCCUAUAUCUCACAAUUACAAGUUUGUUUCUGCUAAUUGUGACUUUAUAUCUCAGUGUGACUUUAUAUCUCGCAACUACAAGUUCGUUUCUGCUAAAUAUGAAUUUAUAUUUCACAGUGUGACUUUAUAGCUCACAAUUGCAAGUUUGUUUCUAAUUGUGACUUUAUAUCUCACAGUGUGACUUUAUAUUUCGCAAUUGCAAGGUUGUUUCUGCUAAUUGUGACUUUAUAUCUCACAGUGUGACUUUAUAGCUCACAAUUGCAAGUUUGUUUCUUGUAAUUGUUACUUUAUAUCUUACGGUGUGACUUUAUAAUUCACAAUUGCGACUUUACAUCUCGCAGUUGUGUUUUUUUUCCACUAAUUUGACCUUGUAACUCACAGUUUUACCUUAUGUCUUUCUAUCGUGCAGUAAGACUUUAUCUCAUAAUUGUGACUUUAUAUCUCAAUUUGACUGUAGCUUACAAUUGCGAUUUUCUUUCUCAAUAUUGUGACUGUAUAUCUCGCAAUUGCAAGUUUGUUUCUCUCAAUUGUGACUUUAUAAGUCACAAUAUGACCUUAUAUCUCACAGUGUGACUUUAUAUCUUGCAACUGCGAGUAUGUUUCUCCUAAUUGUGACUUUAUACGAUUUCUAACAUAUCUUGCAAAUUCAACUUUCUUUUUAAAUAUAGUGACUUUACAUCUCGCAAACAAGAUUGUUUUUCACAAUUGUGGUUUUAUAACUCACAUUGUGGUCUUAUAUCUCAAAACGUGACUAUAUUUCACAGUGUGACUUUGUAGCUCACAAUUGGGUUUGUUUCCACUAAUUGUGACUUUGUAGUUCACAAUUUGAUCUUAUGUCUUUCUAUCAUGCAGUAUCACUUUAUAUCUCAUAAUUUCACAGCGUGACUUUAUUUAUUUUAAACUUUAUCCCGCGGUUAUCUUUUUUAUUUUUUACUCUGAGGUAAAAAGGGGCUUCCAUAGAUGACCAUUUACAUGCACAAAGCUAUGAUUGAUUAAUAUUAAGCAAAGACAGAAAAGUGAGAAAGAGAAAAAUGCUUUCAUAUUAAAUUAAUAUGCUACAAAUUUGAGACGUCCAUUAUAGCUUUUACAUCUCCAUAACCUCACCAUGAGAAAAGAAUGACGAUACAGAAAAUAAAAAAAUACAAGGUCAUACAGAUACCGGAGUUAUAGCAGAAAAUAAAAGAGAAGCAGCCAAAGCUGACAGAUUUCACCUCCAUGUAGUUUUAACAGUAACAAUUCUUAGAUAUUUGAAUAAAAUAUUCCUGCUGUGAUGAUCUCAUUCAAACUUUAGUACUCAGUUCAACUCCCUAUUAAGUUCAGGGUUUCUGUGCUGCAGAUCGAACCCUUUUAGAUACUGUGCGUAGGUAGUUAGGGACGCUUUUGUUGGUAGUGACAUAGAUAGGUAGUUAGGAUUUCUUAAUUUAUGUCUUAACACAUCAACUCCAGUUUCAGACUACUGACUUGUUGUAAUUUUUAUCAAGUAAGAGAAUUCCAGUAUGCAGUCUAUUUAUUUUGUUUUGUAUUGAUUUUGGUGUCUGCACAUAGACAUGGUUGUUGUAUAGUUUGCAAUUUUAAGGGAAAACAAGGCGAAAAGAAAGAGAUUUUGAGGGUAAGGUUUACACUUAGCAGGGUAUCAGUAACGCAGGACAGAAAAAAUAAUUCAUGUUCACUAAAUAAGCUGCAGUGGACCUCAUAACACAUCAGACACAAAUAACACAUCCGUGAAUGCGUUUGAGAUCAUUCUGACAAUGAGUGAGAAGUCCGUUAUCAGGAUUUCAAGGUGUGAACCUGGAAGAUAUGAACAUGUAUAAUAUCUUGCCUGUUUUUCCCAGGAGUUGAAGGCUGCUAGUUAUUAAUCUCAUUAUAUCAAUGUAACUUCUUUUUUUAUCAAAAGGACAUAUUGUAUUUUUGUUUGUUUGUUCGUUUUUGAAUGUGGUAAAUAUUUAUGGAUCAAAGCGUUUGUUACACACAAUCUGAGGCAUAUGGAUGACUAAAGGGACGUUAUUCUCGCUGUAUGCAUGUCAACAGUGCCUGUAGUAUCCAUUGAAAAUCAAAGAACGAGGUCUGGAAUUCGAUAAAUAAAUUGCAAUAUUAGGUCUCCCCGAACAGCUGACUCUCACAGAUACUUUUUAGAUUUCAAUUGUUUCGGAAAUGUUUAUUUUAAUUGACGAAUCCAUGACAAAUGAAAGUUUCCUUAGCUUUCACUGUAUGUAAGUCUUAAUUCGUACAGUAGAUAUUGUAUGGUGAUGAGUAUUUUAAUACACUUCUCCUGGCUUACAAGCUAGUUUUUCAAGCGAUUAUGUUUAACAGUGUUGGUCACCAUUAAGUAUUAGAACAUGUUUGAGAUUGAUGAACUGAAGAGUUUAUUACACUGUUACUACCACAGUUAUUACUACCUGUGUGUUCAGCUACAGUAUCUGUCCUGUAAAUCGGAAAGCAGGGUUUUCGUAUUAGAUCAUCACUGAACGUAAAAUGUCUGUCGUGUGGUAUAUAGAUCACAUUUUGAUACUUAUUUGUUUUGUUUGCCCCUAAAAUGUUUCAUUUUUAAAUUCUGAUUUCUAGAAUCAAGAUUGAAUUGUAUUCGGUUGUAAAACGUUGACUGAAAGGGAGACAAAAGGAUAGCCAAAAGACUCAAGCUUUGUACAACAGGUUGUUUUUAUUCUGCUUAUUUAUCCAUGUUAGAACAUAAAUUACAUCUGCCUAUUACAUGACUGUUUGCCUUUCAAGCAACUCAACAUUGCUGCUAAAAGAUGUGGUUUGUCACUGAGUCAUUUUAAUUGAUUUGUACAUUUAGCAGAUUUGCAGAACUGUUCAAACUCAAAAAGUCAAUUUGAAAAGCAUUAAGAUUGAAAAACCAGUCGUAUUUCUCUGAAUCCUAAAUUUUAGUUUAAUAAAUGAGCCUUGUUAUACUGAACCUGUGCUUUAUGACGCAGCUUUGAAUCGGUGUGAGAUGAGUGGACAGUAGCAGAGAAUAUGUAUGAAAAGGAAAUUAAAACUCCAGCGGAGAGAUACAUGUAUGUAUCUGAAGUGUUUCUGAAGAGGACUGUGUGCUUUUUUGCAUUUGUGGAACUUGAAUUUUUAACCAUGUUGUUUAUUUGAUCUUUUGCUUUAUUUUGCUAUAAUGAUAAAAUGAGACUGGGGUGAAUUUUAAUAUACCAUUGGUUUUGAAA